Messenger RNA from Rotaria sp. Silwood1, 396 nucleotides. Lineage: Eukaryota; Metazoa; Rotifera; Eurotatoria; Philodinida; Philodinidae. The record is from the annotation of a GenBank genome assembly.
AUGGAUAAUGAAUUUCAUCGAAGCUAUAUUAAAAUUCGAACUUUUUUAGGAAUAAAUGCAGAGACAAUUCACAAAGAACUUACAACUGCAUUAGGAUCUAAUGCACCGUCAUAUGCCACAGUUGCAAGAUGGGCAAAGCAUUUUCAUGAAGGAAGAGAAAAUAUUAAUGAUGAUUCUCAAUUUGGUCGUCCAAUUUCCAAGUUAACAGAUGUAAAUAUUGAACUAGUACGACAGGUUAUUAACAAUGAUCCACAUUCAACUUAUAAUGAUAUUAUAGCUAAGACUGCUCUCUCUCGUGGUACAAUAGAACGAAUCAUCCAUGAUUAUCUAAAGAUGAGAAAAGUUAAAUCAUGUUGGGUACCUCAUCAACUCAAUGAUGAACAAAAGCAAAAUUGA